This is a messenger RNA of Rotaria socialis, 2688 nucleotides long. The record is from the annotation of a GenBank genome assembly. NCBI's taxonomy places the organism in Eukaryota, Metazoa, Rotifera, Eurotatoria, Philodinida, Philodinidae.
AUGGCAUGUUCAUUGUUUAUAGCAAGUAUUAUAGUUUUCUUUUUUGUAUCUUAUACAUACGGACAACAGUGUGAACAAACGUUGAAUGCAGCUCGGUUCAAUUGCUAUCCUGAAAAGAAUCCAACACAAGAAAAAUGUCUUGCGCGAAAUUGUUGUUGGCGAUCGCCUAAUCAAAGAUUUAAUUCGAGUGAUUUUAGCGAUGUGAAUGUUCCGUUUUGUUAUUAUCCAUCAGAUUUUCCAAAUUAUGAAGUAAUAUCCAAUGAACCGACAGAUUUCGGCCAACGAAUUCGAAUAUUUAAAUCACAAAUGACAUAUAUGCCACAUGAUAUUCUUAAUCUAACAGUUGAUUUUAUCUAUGAAACCGAACAACGACUUCGUAUUCGAAUCUAUGAUUCAGUAUUUAAACGAUACGAAGUUCCACUAAAAGUACCCGUUGUAGAAAAGAAAGCUGAUCCAACUGACUAUGAAAUUGUAGUAAAAUCAAAACCGUUUUCAAUACUUGUUACUCGCAAAUCAACUGGUAUGAUAUUGUUCGAUUCCAGUGUAUCACCGCUUAUUUUUGCUGAUCAAUUCAUUAAAAUUUCCACUCGAUUAUCAAGUCCAUUAUUGUAUGGUCUUGGCGAGCAUCGGCAAUCAUUAUUAAUAAAUAUAACCGAAAACUGGCAAAGAUUAACAUUUUACACUCGUGAUUUUCCACCGCUAGAAAACAUUAAUUUAUAUGGCGUUCAUCCAUUUCAUAUCAAUCUUGAAAGAACACCAGAUAAUCAAACGAAGGCUCAUGGGCAAUUUCUCCUUAACUCCAACGCCAUGGAUGUUGAUCUUCAACCGUUGCCUGCUCUCACCUAUACAACAAUUGGUGGAAUUAUAGAUUUAUAUAUUUUAACUGGGCCAACUGCGCACAAUGUAAUUGAACAAUAUUGGGAUGUGAUUGGAAAACCGACGAUGCCACCAUUUUGGUCAAUUGGGUUUCACCUUUGCCGCUGGGGAUAUAAUAAUACUGGGAAUUUAUUAGCAAUGAUUCAAAGAAUGCAUGAUGCUGAGUUUCCAUACGAUGUUCAAUGGACUGAUAUUGAUGCCAUGUCAUCUCAUCUUGAUUUCACAUAUGAUAAUAAAAACUUCAAUGGUCUACCAGAUCUUGUUCGUGGAUUGCAAUCGGAUGGAAAACACUAUGUGAAUAUUAUCGAUCCAGGUAUCAGUUCAAGUCAACCCACUGGUACUUAUUUUCCUUAUGAUGAUGGAAUAAAACGAGGUAUUUUCAUCAAGAAACUUGAUUCUACUGAUCCAAUCUUAGGACAAGUUUGGCCUGGAAUCACUGCAUUUCCUGAUUUUACAAAUCCGGACACAGUCGAAUGGUGGACAAAUAUAGCUGCAACUUUUCAUGAAACAAUUCCAUUUGAUGGAAUGUGGAUUGAUAUGAAUGAACCGUCGAGUUUUAUAGAUGGAUCAAUUAAUGGUUGUACAACUUACUAUUUAGAUAAUCCACCAUUUGUUCCACAUGUACUCGGUGAUAGUCUUAAUUCAAAAUCGUUAUGUCCAUCUGCUCAACAAUAUCUUUCAUCUCAUUAUAAUCUGCAUAAUAUGUAUGGUUAUUUUGAAGCACAAGCAACAAAUCAAGCAUUGAAAACUAUUCGUAAACAGCGCCCAUUUGUUUUGUCUCGUUCAACUUUCGCUGGUUCUGGCCAAUUCACUGCACAUUGGACUGGUGAUAAUCGCGCCACAUUCAAUGAUAUGUACUUUUCUAUUCCAGCUAUACUGAAUUUCAAUAUGUUUGGCAUAACGCAUGUCGGUGCUGAUAUUUGUGGAUUUGGACUUGAUACAACUGAAGAAUUAUGUACAAGAUGGAUGCAGCUAGGUGCUUUUUAUCCAUUUAUGAGAAAUCAUAAUGAUAUUGGGCAACGGGAUCAAGAUCCAGCCUCAUUCUCAUGGGAAGCUCAACAAAUAAUGAAGCAAGCAUUAUUUAUGCGCUAUUCGCUUAUUCCAUUUUGGUAUACACUUCAUCAUCAAGCAACUAUGGAAUCAAGAACUAUUUUACAACCACUCUUCUUCGAGUAUAUAAAUGAUGUAAAUACGUAUAAUGUUGAUGAACAAUUCCUUCUCGGCCGUGCAAUACUUGUUUCUCCAAAUUUAAUUUCUGGAUCAGAUAAGGUUCAUGCUUAUUUUCCAGCAGACAUUUGGUAUGAACUUUCAUCGGGUGUUAAGCUACUUUCAAUUGGGCAAGUUAUUGUUUUGAAUGCCCCAAUUUCAAAACUUAAUGUUCAUGUUCGCGGUGGUUUUAUUAUUCCUAUGCAAAUUCCUGGCGCUAAUUUAGUUCUCGGACGAGGAAAUCCAUUUACGUUACUUGUUGCUCAGUCACAAUCGGGCGAGGCCAGUGGUAAUCUUUUCUGGGAUGAUGGAGAUUCACUAGAUUCCGUUGAAACUCAAACAUACAACUAUUUUGAGUUUACUCUCACAACUCCGAACACAUUAACCGUCAAUGCAUUGAUUACAAACUAUAAAGAAUCACCGAUGCGUUUGGAUCUUGUGAAAAUUCUCGGAAUAAACAAGCCUAUUACAAGUGUCACUGUAAAUGGAAAAGCCUAUUCUGAUUAUCUUUACGAUUUUCUUGAUCAAAUUCUACUGAUUCAUAGUCUUAAUAUAGAUAUGUUAGCUCAAUCUAGUCAAAUUAUUCAAUGGUCAACUUCGCAGUGA